CAUCAUCAUCAUCCAAUGUUGUCUUCAUGUUUCCAGCAAUUCUUCCAUGCAUUCUCCUUCAAAAGAUGCUCCCUUUUCCUCUCCAUUUUCGUUCUCGCCAUAACCCUAAUCCUAGGAUCCACUGCACUUGUCAUCAUCUUCAUCCUCAAGCCCCACCAGCCUGCUUUCUCCCUUCAAGCCAUAAGACUUGAGUCCUACAAACUCGACGUCUCAACCGACCUCUUCGUCUCGUCGGUUGUUUCUCUUACGUUGAUGGCCGGAAAUCCUAACAAGUUCGGCGUGGGGUUUAGCCCCACUGUGCUUCAUUUGUUGUACCAAAGCGAGGACAUAGGAAUGGUGGUUGUGCCUGGGUUUUAUCAGCCUGCUCACAGCAAGAAUUUGACGUUUGAGACAGAAGCAGUGUUCCAAUGCGUUAAUGUUAGUGAGAUUCUUUCUGGGAUUUCGCGAAACUCGAGAAAUAAUGAUCCUUUUCAGGCGUCAAUUGUAGGUGAUGUUGUGGCCGAGGUCAGGCUUCUUCAUGUCCACCUGCCAAAGUUCAAGUUAGCUUUGGAGUGUAAUAUAAGUAUUGAUCAAAGCUCUUUUAUGUAUAGUGUUGAAGCACUUCACAAUAUGAAGGCAGUGAAAAAUCACACGAUAUCUCUUCCAAUCAAUUGGCAAAGCUUCUCCAAGGAGUGUUCCAUAGCGGUUUACAUUUAACAUUAUGAAGCAUGCACUACACGUCCGCAAGUGAAUAAAAUUGAAGCAAUUUAUCCAUUUUUAUUUUAUUUUAAUUUUAAUUUAUCGAAAAUUGAUGGG
Ipomoea nil (Japanese morning glory) is the source of this 795-nucleotide messenger RNA. RefSeq lists its product as uncharacterized. Bases 16 to 696 code for a protein of 226 amino acids. The record is from RefSeq and is a predicted model, not a curated record. Gene Ontology annotation, cellular component: plasma membrane. NCBI's taxonomy places the organism in Eukaryota, Viridiplantae, Streptophyta, Magnoliopsida, Solanales, Convolvulaceae. The transcript is spliced from 4 exons.